AAAACUAUAGCAUAGAGCACAGAAAUGAUUAUUUCAAGACUCUUGCUCCUUCGACCAUUCUAUAGAAACAAUUUAAGCCCACGUAUUAAAUACUGUACAACAAAAACUGAAGCGGAGAUAGAAAAAGAAAAGGAACUAGAGCGGAUAGCAAAUGACGCAUCAAUAGAUGAACCACCAACAGCAUGCUGCCAGUCCGGCUGUGCCAACUGUGUCUUCAUUGUGUGGGCGGAGACUCUGACUAAGAAGAUGAAUAAUGCGGGCCCGGAGAUAGUGGAGAAGAUCAUGAAGUCUGUUCAAGACCCAUCUCUGAGAGCCUACUUGGAAAUGGAGCUAAGGCUGCGAGGAGUUAAGAAAUAGCUUCACUUAGUUAAUACAUAGAACUUGUACAGUAUGCACAUGAUUUUGAGCUAGUCAUUAUCUUAGUCUAAACCAAUGCCGUAAAACGCUGCAACUUUGCCUGGAUUUUGACGUUUUUUUCUUAUAUCUGUGAACCUAUUUUUCAUUAUGAGUUUCAUGAGUAUUAGUCGGAAAACAUACCCUAUGCCUUACCAGAUAAGACUCAAAUCUUAAUACCUAAUCAUACUGUAUUUCCGAUUUACAAGCAAUCAAAGUGGCAGGCAAAGUUGUAGGCCUAAGACGUAACUUUGCCUAGACGGAUAUCUCCAUAAAU
Messenger RNA from Cydia pomonella (codling moth), 670 nucleotides. RefSeq names its product oxidoreductase-like domain-containing protein 1. The record is from RefSeq and is a predicted model, not a curated record. Lineage: Eukaryota; Metazoa; Arthropoda; Insecta; Lepidoptera; Tortricidae. Bases 25 to 357 code for a protein of 110 amino acids. The transcript has 4 exons. Gene Ontology annotation, cellular component: mitochondrion.